Messenger RNA from Branchiostoma floridae (Florida lancelet), 6022 nucleotides. RefSeq lists its product as uncharacterized. The coding region runs from base 185 to 5983 and encodes 1932 amino acids. Gene Ontology annotation, molecular function: [protein-PII] uridylyltransferase activity; protein binding. The transcript is spliced from 19 exons. The record is from RefSeq and is a predicted model, not a curated record. NCBI's taxonomy places the organism in Eukaryota, Metazoa, Chordata, Leptocardii, Amphioxiformes, Branchiostomatidae.
CCGGAAGUUGCUAGGAACUUUUUGUUACGGUCACGUCUGUCCUGGAAUCGCGAACUUUUCAGAGCUGCGAGUCUAUCUUGGCCGCUGUGAUACAAGUUUAUGACUCCAUGUGUUAUUGUACUAAAGAAUCUCAGUACUUCUGCCUGUAAAUUCUGCCAAGAGGAGACAAGUUCCAGGCCUGAGAAUGGCCGGAGAGCCUCAAGCUCUCGGCGUGGUGAGCCAGUGUGGGGAAAAAUACAAUCCCACCUAUGAAGACCACUUCGAAGCAGGGCAAACUGCUCUAACUGAGGGGGAAUUUGACCGAGCUGAGAGAAACUUCGCCUCGGCCCUUAAACUCGUCCAUCAUCAGUUUUCCCACCCUCAGACGGUUGCUGCCCUUCGUGCCCUGGGCAAUGUGUUCUAUGCUCGAGUCAACAAUGCUUUUUUCUCACCAGCCAAAGAGAAUUCAAAGGAGAAUCUAACACCCGCAGUUAACCCAAUCUCUGCGUCAGAGAAAACGGUAAGUGUGAAGCAAGAUGAGAGCAGGCAAAAUUGCACAGAGAAUGAAGGAAAGCAAACAAAAGAUACGAACUUCCAAGAACGAAGUUUAGCUGACUUAGAACAGAUGGGCACAUGGACAGUAAAUGCUGUUGCUCUCUACAAUUCUGCUAUUGUGCGAUCAAAACAAGACGAGGAGAUUAAAGAAAUACGGACCAGCAUAAGGAACCUUGAAAAGCUCUUUCUUCAGAAUCUUGUGGGAGGAUGGAAAGAGACACAUGCCGGUCCCAUGGAUGUUGACCCCAAGACAAAACUGCUACAAAUCCGUGAAGAAUGUCAAAAGAAGCUUGAUGAACUUGACGCCAUCCGCUAUGACACAGAGCAUGAACUUGACAGAGCUGAGGCUAUCAGGAGUAUCUACAGACAGAUUGCUGCUGACAUCUCAGGUCUUAUCCGGUCGAUGGUGGAAGCAUCAGUUCAAGACUUAGGAGAGCCUCCAUGCAAGUACGCCAUCAUUGGCCUGGGUUCCCUGGCCCGGGAAGAGACCACACCUUACUCUGACUUUGAGUUCGCCAUCUUGCUGGAGGAGGGAGGAGACAGCAAGGAGAACCGUCAGUACUUCAGAAACCUGACAAGACUUCUUCAUCUGAAGGUGAUAGACCUUGGUGAAACUAUUCUCCCAGCAGUUGCCAUAAAAUCUUUGAAUGACUUUUAUUCAGAUGGCCCUGAAAGUGACUGGUUCUACGACACUGGACCCAGAGGCUUUGCCUUUGAUGGUGCCAUGCCGGGGGCUUCCAAAACUCCACUUGGUCGGCCAGAAUACUGUGGCAAACCAGCUCUUGAGCUAAUCAGGACUCCAACCAACAUGGCAAUUCUGCAAACCACAGUCUCUGCUGAAACAUACGGCUUCCAUGUAGACGAAGUGCUGCGAACUGUGGCACACGUAGCCGGGGACAAGAAGCUGGUUGAAGAGUAUGAACAGUUAGUACAGCAAACCCUGAACACCAAGAAUCCUUCAGCAUGCCACAAGCCAGCGCCAGGGAUCAAACCCAAUAAAGAAGAAUCUGCAAAUGUAGAAUCCCAAGCUUCAGAGGCAGAGGUUCAGACGUUAGGUUGUGAAAGAGCCAUGACCUUUUUGAAGGAAAUUCUCCAGUCUUUCAAGACUACCUUGAAAGAGGAUGAAGACGGAAAGCUUUUCCAGGUGAAGAAGGAAAUCUAUCGUCUCCCCAGUAUGGUUGUCAGCGGUUUGGGACUUUUCUAUGCACUGGAGGCAAAGACAGCCUGGGACAUCAUUGAGGAGAUGGUUGACAAGCAUCUUCUCACCAAGGUGGCAUCGCAGAAUCUGAAGGUAGCAGUCAGCAUUGCAACAGAGCUACGACUCCGUACCUAUCUCUCUAACGACAGCCAAAGUGAUGACAUCACUCCCUUGAAACGGAUAGACAAGCUGAGAACGAAAGAAACCUGUAGUCGUGUGGUUCGUGAACUUACCGAUGUCUUGCCUAAAAGUGUUCUUGUACGUUUCUACCAGACCGUCCUCCCCCUUGAAGAAAUGAUGUCUGCUAUCUUGAAGAAGACUGAAAGUGAAGAUAAGGAUGUGACAGCAGAAAGCUUGAUGGAGGGUUGUUUGCUGGACACUAGUGCAAGAACUAGGUCUCUUAUCCUUCUGCGUCUGUCACAGUACGAGGAAGCUAUUGCCCUUCUUGAGGAAGACAUUCAACAAGUUGAGACAAGUUACUCAGCUCUUGACAUGACACAUCAUCUGGGGGUCUGUCAUUACAACCUUGGAAAUGCCUACAGAGGUAAGGGGGACCAGCACAAGGCUAUGGAACAUUACCAGCAAGCCCUGGCACUGUGGAGAAAUGAUUCUAAAGGUGACAGUGAGUACAUAGCUACAGCUCUGCAUGCUCUCGGACACAUUAAUCACAUGUUUGACAGGUUUGAUCAGGCCCUUGAAGCUUAUGGAGAAGCCCUCAAGCUAAGAAAAUGUUUGUCUGAAAAAGAUGAUUCAGAUUGUGAAUUCAUUGCGCAUACUCUGCAUGGCAUGGCUUCAGUAUACAAGGACAUGGGUGACUACAAUACUGCACUGGAUCUGGAAAGCCAAGCAUUAGAAGCAGCCCAGAAGAUGUAUGGCCUGCACAGAGCUCAUUCUGAAACUGCAACCUAUCUCUCUGGCAUGGGGAGCAUCCAUCGUGAGAUGGCAAACUUUAAGGAGGCAAGAAGAUGUUUUCAAGAGUCUUUAAGAAUGUUCAAAUCUGUUGUGGGAGAGAACGUUGCUCACCCUAGUAUAGCUGCACAGCUGACUGCCCUAGCUAAUCUAGAUAAGCAGUCCCAGUGGUCGAAUCUCGACUGUGUCUCCAAAUACUUCCAGGCGCUUGAGAUAUUUCAUAUUCUCUACGGAACAGAGGGAAAGACAGAUGAGAUUGCAAGUGUCCUAGGCAGUAUUGCCAACUGUUUGGAUGACUUUGGUCACCUACAGGAUUCAGAAAAGUAUCACCGUGAGUCCUUAGACAUGUUCCUGCAUGUCUAUGGAAGUGAUGAUAACCUGAAAGUUGCAGGGGCAUACAAUGACCUCGGCAGUUCUCUUCUCCAAGCAGGGAGGAGUGAGGAGGGACUGGAGAUGAUGGAAAAGGCCUUGCAGAUGAGACAAGCCGUUUUUAAAGGGAGAGAAGCUCCCGAGAUGGUCAGUUCCAUUUCCAACCUGGGAUACACUCACUUGAAACUGGGCAACAUUGACAAGGCCACUCAGUACACAAAAGAAGCAAUAGCCAUGGCAACAAACCUUCACAAGGUCAAUAAACUGCACCCAAGCAUCAUUAUUCCCAUGCAGACACUUGGGGCAGUUUACAUGGACAAGAAAGACUGGGCAUCAGCACUGGAGCUAUUUGAGAAAGUCCUGGAAAUGGAACAAUCCAUAUUCAGAGGCCCCCAUCCUUUAGUGGGCAUGACUUUGUGUAAUCUGGGCUGUGUACAUGGUGCAAUGUUGGACCACAAAACAGCCCUGCAGUACCUUCAACGUGCAGACAAGAUGUCAGAAGAUAUGUUUGGGGAGGGCACACCACAUCCACAGGUAGCCCUGAUAUGGAACAACAUGGGCCUCAACUACAAGGACAUGGGAAACAUUCCCAAGGCUUUGGAAUAUCUUACACGCUCGCUCCAAAUGCGGGUGGCUAUCUACGGAGAAGACUCCCCUCACCCUGACAUUGGCGCAUCCCUGAGUAACAUGGGCAUCCUGAUGGGAAAGCUUGGGAACGUUGAAAUGGCUGCCACAUGUUUUGAGAAGGCCUUGAAGAAGUUCUGUGGUAGCUAUGGCAACAGGAAUCACCCGUCAAUAGCAGGUACUCUUGACAAUCUGGGCAUCAUUUUCUUCGAAAAAGGAGACUACCACAAAAGUCUGAAACACCACAGGGAGGCACUUGAGAUGAAACAGGACCUGUACAAAGGAAAACCCAAUGUUUCCAUAGGCCUGACUCUUAACAACCUGGCAAAUACCUACAAGGCUCUUGGAGAGCAUGAAACCUCCCUAGACCUGUUCAGACAGUCUUUUGACAUCUAUGAAGGUGUGCAUGGAAAAGGAGCACAGCAUCCUGACAUUGCGCAAGGUUUGAUUGGCAUCGGAAAUCAGUAUGUAAACCUUAAGAGAAGCCAUGACGGUAUCAAACUUCUCCAAAAGGCCCUGAAAAUGUUAGAGGAAUUCCAUGGCAUUGACACCCCUCACCCAGAUAUUGCCACUUGUCUCAACAACAUUGCUUUUGCACAUGAUGAGUUAAAAGAGUUUGACUCUGCCAUGCAACUCUACCAAAGAGCAUUGGAAGUUUGGAGACAACUGUUUGGGAACGAACACCCCAAUGUGGCCGUGGCUUUGAAUAAUCUUGCGUCAGCAUGCACUAGUGCAGGUGACACCACAUGUGCCAUGGCGUAUUUUGAAGAAGCAGUGAAGAUCUAUCAGCUGUCUCCAUGUAAUCCUGCAGCACAUCAGGCUUUCUUCAACCUGGCAAAAGUCUGUCUUCUCCAAGGGAAUAAUGUCAAAGCCUUGGCAAACUAUGUGCAAGGCAUCAAUGCCCUACAGUUACUACCAGGUGAUGUGUCACUCCGCCCAGAGCUGGUCAUGGGACUGAAUUCUGCUGCACAGAUUCUGUUUGAUGGGAAAAGCUACAAGGAAGCAGCAGAGUACUGGGAAAAGGCCCUGACUGCACAGUCACAGAUGAGAUCAGCUCCAAAUGUGGAUGUAGGGAAGAUGCAGUUCAACCUGGCUAGGUGCUACAGUGAACUUGGAAAUGUAGGAAAGGAGCGUACUCUCCACGAGCAGGCCUUACAGACACGGCUAGAGCAGCAUGGGGAGAACAGCACCAAUGUAGAUGUAGGGCUGUCCCUCUUACAUACAGCAAAGGUACUACAGACAGCUGGAGACCACCAGCUAGCUGUCCUGUAUCUUCAACAGGCUGUCCAAAUUUUCCAAGGGUUGUCAGAGGCAUCCCCUGAGUUUAAGACAUUUCUGGCUGCCGCAUACAAGAGUGACACAUAUCAGUCCACGGGAGACCAGGGUAGCAAAGUCAAGUACCUGUCAGAGAUGAUGAGGACACUACAGUCCACCAACCAGGAGGUAGAGGACUCUAUCUUUGAUGAUCUAUCACCAGAGACCAAAAGCUUGCUUGAGAAGUUUCCGGGACUGAGACCAACUUUGAAGAAAGCAGCUACUACCAUAAAGAUGCUAGGGUCCUGGAGGAGUGCUGAAGACUUGAACGGAGCAGCUCCCCUGAUGUGGAGUGACCUCAUGCUGCCCAGGAGGACCAUGUCUAAACCUCAGCUACAGUUGUUUGGCCACUUCUUAGCAGACAUUGGAGCUGCAGAGCAAUUCCAUGGCCUCAUCAAGUUCAUGGAAAAGUCAUAUGAGGAUGUCAUCGGCAGUGAAGUCCCAUUCCAAUGUCUGAUGAUGAUUGGUGGGCUGUGUAUGGGGCUGACUGACAGCAGCGCCCUCAUGUGUCAUCGGCUGGUAACUGCAGGGAUGGUAGAAGUGCUGUGUGGAUGGCUCGAGAACUUUAAAGAUCAAUAUCCACAAGACCAGAACCGCUCCAGUUUGGUGACCUAUGCCAUCCACACCCUCCACAACUGCAGUAAAGUGCCUGAUGUCAGACCAGCACUGAAGGAACAAAAUAUCAGCAAACUACUCGUACCUUAUCUGAAGAUUGAGGACAUGGGCACCAGACUUGCAGCACUACUGGCCACCUCGUACCUGACUGAUGAUGAGCCUCCUGAGGCAGACAGUGAUAUCCUGGACCACAUCAUCAACAAACUGGACAAAGCUCUCCAGGAGGAAUCCAGAUCAGCAGAGGGGUACUCAGCCAUGGAGCUUGUCAUGGGAAUAGGCACCCUUUGUGGGAAUGCUGCAAACAGAGCAGGUUUCCUGGAGAGGUCAGCAGCAGCACUGGUGGAGAGACUGAUGGAGGAAGGGGAUGAGGAGGAAACAGAGGCAGCAGCAAACACCAUCUGUACACUCCUGGCCGAAUGAUGAGGGGGGGGGGGAACACAGUUUUAACUGUGUGAAUGU